AUCGAGCUGAGUUUGUGGGUCCCACCUGUUUUUCUACAGUACAGAAAAGUAUACUCUUUCUUGCUUGCUUGCUUGCUUUCCCUCACUCUCUCUUCUUCUUCUUCUUCUUCUUCUUCACUGCCUUUCCAUCAAUCACUCUCUGUCCCUCGUUUCCUCUUCUACAUUUGAUAACCCUAUGUUUUGUCUCAGUCUCUCUUUCUCAAUCUGAAAAGAACAUUUUUUGAAUCUUGAAACACAGAAGAUUAAUGGAGAUUAGGCGGCUUCUCUUUAUGACACCUUGUCUAUCUAUUUCACUUCUUCUUCUAUUUCAUAACGCACAAGCUCAGGUUCCAGGGUUUGUGAGCUUGGACUGUGGAGGUAGUAGCAACUAUACAGAUUUUCUAGGACUUCAGUGGACUUCAGAUAAUCAGUUUAUGUUUGGUGAGACGGCCAAUAUAUCUGUUGCUAAUGAGACUCGGACGCAGUAUUCAACAGUGAGAUACUUCCCAGCAGAUGCUAAAAGAAAAUACUGUUAUUCCCUUGAUGUCAAACAAAGGGUUCGUUAUCUAGUAAGAACGACUUUCUUAUACGGGAACUUUGAUAACAAUAAUGUUUACCCAAAGUUCGAUAUUUCAAUUGGGGCAACUUACUGGUCGACGAUCGUCAUUAAUGAUGCCAGUACAAUGGAGGUGAAAGAGUUGAUAUUUUUGGCUACUUCCCCUACUAUCAGCAUUUGUUUAUCUAAUGCUACAACUGGGCGACCAUUUAUCUCCACUAUUGAGCUUCGGCCAUUUAAUGGUUCUCUCUAUCUUACAGACCAUGAAUCUCAAUUCUACCUCAGUGUGUCUGCAAGAAUAAAUUUUGGCGCCGAGAGCGAAGAUCCUGUCAGAUAUCCAGAUGAUCCAUUCGAUAGAAUAUGGGCGUCGGACUCUUUGAAAAAGGCAAACUACCUCGUUGAAGUCGCCGCAGGAACUGUGAAGGUGUCAACUAAAUCGCCAAUUGAUAUUAACAAAGAUGACCGGCCUCCUCAAAAAGUGAUGCAGACUGCUGUGGUUGGUACAAAAGGAUCAUUGACCUACCGUUUAAACUUGGAUGGCUUUCCAGGUUUUGGAUGGGCGGUCUCGUACUUCGCUGAGAUUGAAGAUCUGAAACCAAGUGAUACUAGGAUAUUUAGGCUUGUUGUCCCAGGCAUGCCUGACGUCACCAAGGCUGCAGUCAAUAUUCAAGAAAAUGCUCAAGGCAAAAAUCGGUUGUAUGAACCUGGAUAUACCAACAUAUCAUUCCCCUUUGUAUUAAAUUUUAAAUUCUUAAAAACAGCUGAGUCAACCUUGGGUCCCCUCCUGAAUGCUAUGGAGAUAAAUAAGUAUCUGAAGAUAAACGAUGGUUCAUUAGAUGUAAUUGCUUUUGCUGGUCUAGUUUCACACUACCCUUUAGCUGAUUGGGCAAGGGAAGGUGGUGACCCGUGCUUGCCUGUUCCAUGGUCGUGGGUAAACUGUAACUCGGAUCCACAACCAAGAAUAACCUCAAUUGAUUUGUCGGGGAAGAAUCUGUCAGGGAAUAUCCCCUCAGAAUUGGCAACUUUGCCAGGACUAACUGAGCUAAGACUUGGCGGGAAUUCCCUCACUGGUCCUAUACCUGAUUUUACUGGAUCCACAGACUUGAAAAUUCUUCAUCUUGAGAACAAUCAACUGACUGGUGAACUGCCUUCAUCUUUGAUAGACCUAGAUAAUCUAAAGGAGUUGUACUUGCAGAACAACAAGUUAUCUGGGGAAAUUCCAUCUGGACUUCUCAGUAAAAAUCUAGUUUUCAACUACACGGGAAACAAUGACCUUCAUCCAGGAGGCAACCGUAAAACCAAAACGGGUAUUAUCAUUGGCGCUACAGUUGGGGCUGCUGUUCUACUCCUGGCGACCAUUAUAUCUUGCCUAUUUAUGAAUAGGGGAAGGAAAAAACACCAUAACAAAGGUGAGCUUACCACCCCCAUGCCUUCUCAUAGGCUUGUAGUUUCUUCCUUAAAUGACGCUGGGACGGAAUCUGCACAUUGCUUUGCAUUAUCUGAAAUUGAAGAAGCGACAAAGAAUUUUGAAAAGAAAAUUGGAUCUGGGGGCUUUGGAGUUGUGUAUUAUGGAAAGAUGAAGGAUGGGAGAGAAAUCGCGGUGAAACUACUAACGAGUAACUCUUACCAGGGGAAGAGGGAAUUUUCCAACGAGGUGACUUUGCUUUCAAGGAUUCACCAUAGAAACCUGGUACAGUUUCUUGGAUACUGUCAAGAAGAUUCGAAGCACAUUCUCGUUUAUGAAUACAUGCAUAGUGGAACUCUUAAGGAACAUCUUUAUGGUCCUUUGACACGAGAAGGAGCUAUUAGUUGGCUCAAACGCCUUGAAAUUGCUGAAGAUUCUGCUAAAGGGAUUGAAUAUCUCCACACUGGAUGUGUUCCAUCCAUCAUCCAUAGGGAUGUGAAAAGCAGCAACAUUCUUCUUGACAAACACAUGAGAGCAAAAGUAUCAGAUUUUGGUCUCUCAAAACUUGAAGUUGAUGGAGCUUCCCAUGUCUCAAGCAUAGUGCGGGGGACUGUUGGGUAUCUAGAUCCCGAGUAUUAUAUCUCUCAGCAAUUGACAGACAAAAGCGAUGUAUAUAGUUUUGGUGUCAUUCUUCUGGAGUUGAUUUCCGGCCAAGAAGCGAUAUCCAAUGAAAGCUUUGGCGUGAACUGUCGUAACAUAGUGCAAUGGGCAAAAUCACACGUCGGGAGUGGGGAUGUUCAGGGCAUAAUAGACCCGCUACUAGGAAAUGAUUAUAACGUCCAAUCAAUUUGGAAGAUAGCUGAAAAGGCAUUGAUGUGUGUACAACCCCAUGGGAGUAUUAGACCAUCUAUAUCAGAAGUGUUGAAAGAGAUUCAAGACGCAAUCAUGAUAGAGAGAGAAAUGGAGGCGGCAAAAGAUGGUAACAAUGAUCUAUCGAGGAGUACAAUAAAUUCUAACAUGGGCUUGGGAUCCCUGGAUCUAGGUUUCAAUGAACCUUACCUUCUGCUUGACGAGUCCACUGUACAGCCAACAGCUCGAUAGUAUAUUCAAGUUCAAAUAUAAUCUUCUCCGUUGCGUCUUCAUCGCACGUAAAACUAAUGCUAAUCCAAGGUUAAAAAGCAAACAUUUUUAGUUAAAUAUUACAGUAUUUUAACUUGAACAUUAAACUCAUUAUUUCGGGAGUAAUUUUAUUGUAACCGAGUUAUUUGAUCUUUCAUAGUCAGAAACUGAAUUAUGUUUGGAAUUUACGACUCGUUCCCAUCUGUAUCCAGGAGCUGCUAUACAUCAUUUGGACAUCAUUAUGCA
Messenger RNA from Papaver somniferum (opium poppy), 3305 nucleotides. Its product is annotated as probable LRR receptor-like serine/threonine-protein kinase At1g67720. NCBI's taxonomy places the organism in Eukaryota, Viridiplantae, Streptophyta, Magnoliopsida, Ranunculales, Papaveraceae. Gene Ontology annotation, molecular function: protein binding; ATP binding; protein kinase activity. The record is from RefSeq and is a predicted model, not a curated record. The transcript has 15 exons. Gene Ontology annotation, biological process: protein phosphorylation. The coding region runs from base 246 to 3041 and encodes 931 amino acids.